Symbiodinium natans is the source of this 507-nucleotide messenger RNA. The record is from the annotation of a GenBank genome assembly. NCBI's taxonomy places the organism in Eukaryota, Dinophyceae, Suessiales, Symbiodiniaceae.
AUGCGAGGCUGCUUCACCUUUGUAAGUGCCCUGAUGAGUCUGCUCAACGGCCUUGCGUCGCUGGAGAACAACCAGCUUGACAUUGUACUUCAACGUGUGCGCAGUGCUGACGAGGAGCUCACGAAAGAUGAGGACUGGCCGGGCAAGACCGUCCUGCGAGGUCUCUGUAACCUGGUCGCUGGCGUCGUGGAGAUCAUGCAGGGCAUGCCUUCCCGUGGGGUGUGGCACGUGCUUCGAUCUUGGUUCUGGCUGCGGAACUUGGAGGUGGAGGCCCUGAACUAUGAGGGGCACGAGCGCUGCUGCGUCAGGUCCACAGCGCUGCUCGCGCUCGGCGUGUUCAACCUGUUCGUGUCGAUGCUGCCUCCGACUGCCAUGAAGGCCGCUGGUUGGGCCACUGGCUUUGCAGGCGGUCGAGAUGUAGCUUUGGCUCAGCUCCAGUCGUGUUGGGAAGAGGGUGGCAUCCAGGCACCUGGGCGAGGUGUCAGGGACUGGAAUUGGUGGAGCUGA